UGCGUAGCACAGGAAAACAGAACGCUGGAUGCCCAGUACAUCGUGGGCAACGAUGCCACCAUUCAUCUCGACAAUAAGGGAUCGAUAGUCCUUGCAGACGCUGAGAUCCCUACGGUCGGCGAGUUGCACAACAGCCCCAACGAAGAAGAGCGAAGGACCCUUCGAAGAGUUGCCGGGAAGCUUCCCACUGUCGCAUACCUGAUCUGUGCUGUAGAAUUUGCCGAGAGGUCCUCCUAUUAUGGAGUCCAGCCACUUUUCAGCAACUACGUGAACCGACCGAUGCCUGCAGGUGGAAAUGGAUGGGGAGCCCCCCCGCGAGGAACAGAGAGUACUGCUGGAGCAUUGGGAGAGGGUACAGUGAAAGCAACUGCUGUUUCACAAUCUUUCUCCAUGCUGGCAUAUGCCCUUCCUCUUUUCGCUGGCUAUAUUUCAGAUACCAGGACUGGACGCUUCAGGAUGAUUUGUGCUGGUGUCGGUGUCUGCGGUCUGGCACAUGUGAUCAUGAUGGCAUCGGGCGCAAAGACUCUUCUCGCUAAUGGUGAUGCUAAGAUUCCGUUCUUGAUCAGUGUAUACAUUUUGGCAAUUGGCGCUGCCAUGUUCAAGCCUAAUAUCUCUCCCACCCUUCUGGAUCAAAUGAAGAGCACGAAACUCGAGGUUCAAACCUUGAAGACUGGUGAAAAAGUCAUCAUUGACCCUGAGCACACAACUGAGAGAGUCAUGCUUUGGUUUUAUCUUCUCAUCAAUGUUGGAGGAUUCAUGAAUGUUCCCACAUCCUAUACCGCCAAAUACGUCGGGUGGUGGCUCAGUUUCGGGAUACCCUUGAUCCUUUAUCUCCCACUCCCAUUCUUGCUUUGGUUCCUCAAGAAGAAGCUCGUUCUCUACCCCCCAGGUGGAAGUGAUCUCGGCAACAUUGUGCGUAUUCUUGGAAUCUGCUUCAGGCGUGGAGGGUGGAAAUCAAUUGGCCGUGGUGGCUUCUUCGAUCCCGCCCGACCUUCAGUAAUUGCCACAUCCGGCAACCCAAUCGAUGUUCCAUGGAACGACGCAUUUAUUGAGGAUGUCCGUCGAGCAUUCCAAGCUACUGGAAUCUUCUUAUUCUUCCCCAUCCAAAGCAUCAACGAUCAAGGUCUCGGUAACUCGGCCAGCGCGUUGAGCACAAUGCUUUCCACCAAGGGCGUCCCCAACGAUGUCAUCAGCAACUUCAACUCCCUCUCCAUCAUAUGCAUGGCUCCCGUCCUCAACUUCGGUCUAUAUCCUCUUCUCCGCAAAUGGAAGAUCCACUUUGGAUCCAUUUCACGAAUGACCGUUGGCUUUCUCAUGGCCGCUUGUGGCGGCGCUGGAUACACCCUUUUGAACUGGUACGCCUAUAAGGAUGGUCCCUGUGGACAUUAUGGAAGUAGUUCAACCUGUGUGGAUGCCGAUGGGAAUGCUCUCACGGCCAAUAUCUCGAUCUGGUGGAUGGCUAUUCCCUAUGCACUGGGCGGUAUUUCGGAACUCUUCGUCAACGUCCCAGCAUACGGCAUUGCAUACUCGCGCGCGCCACAAAACAUGCGUGGCUUGGUUUCGGCCAUCAACUUGUUCAUGGCAGCAAUUUCAUAUGCCGUUGGUCUCGCAUGUUCCGCUCUCGUCAAGGAUCCAUAUCUGACGUGGGAUUUCGGCGCGCCAACCAUCAUCGGUCUCGUUUCGGCCAUUGUCUUUUACUGGAUUUACAGAGAUAUCGAUCACGAAGAGUACAUUCUUACUCAGAACAUUGAUUAUGAAGUCAAGGUGUUGGAGGAGAAAUUGGCCAGAGAGAAUCGACAAGAACGAGACUUGGCGAACGGCAGCAGCGUCGGUAGUGAGAAAGGCGACAUUACUCAUGCGCAUCCUAAGGAGGAUUUUGGCGGUGAGAAAAACGGCAUUCCUGAGAUAAAGGAAGGAUGA
This is a messenger RNA of Lachnellula hyalina, 1920 nucleotides long. RefSeq names its product Peptide transporter. Lineage: Eukaryota; Fungi; Ascomycota; Leotiomycetes; Helotiales; Lachnaceae. Gene Ontology annotation, molecular function: dipeptide transmembrane transporter activity. Gene Ontology annotation, cellular component: membrane. The annotation marks the transcript as partial. The transcript is spliced from 4 exons. The record is from RefSeq and is a predicted model, not a curated record. Gene Ontology annotation, biological process: transmembrane transport.